AUGGUAUCGAUUGGAGCUCUGCCAUCGCUCUAAACUGGACCCAUACAGACAAAGAGAAAAUCUCCCUAGAUGACUCUUGUUUUUGCGUUGACUUGAGUAACAGACAACGGUGACUUUUCAAAUCGACUUUUUGCAGCUCGUUUACAAGAAGUUCACUGGCUGUAAGGCGAACUCGGCUGACUGACAGUUGAACAGGGCGUUAUUGAGAUAACAUACCUGAAAAAUGUUAGUACUGCUGUGUAUCACAACAACAUGGUCAACAUUGUGGGUGUUCGUGCUACUGCGAAGAGACGAGAGCGAUUUGAGUUGCAAAAUGUCGUGGAUGCGUACUUUUCUGCUUCAGUAUAAUCCCGGGCACACGUGAUGCGCAAAUCACUUUUGUAGCAACAUCUCUCAUUUGUCAGGGGAAAUCCGUGCGUUUUUCUUAUGCUUUAAGCCGGAAGCUUAACAUUUUUUAAAGUUUUUUAUAUAUUCGUUUUUCUCUUCUUUCGUCAUCAUCUUCUUCUUUUUUUUUAAUUCACACAUUGCUUUACCAGCAUCAUCACCCGCGACCAUGCCAACUUUUGCUCCCGUUGCGUUUGUUUCGUAGUGGAGAGAAUUGGGAACUGUGGAUGCCCGAAUGAAUGGGGAUCGUGCUUUGUGAAGGUUUCAACUGUCGACAUCCUGCCAAUUUUAUGUGCUUGCCCAGACAAUUGAGUGUUUAUCGUCCUCAUUCGUAUAUCCGUUUUGAGCCAAGAACAAACAGGCAACAGAGAUCGCGUCAUAUUAGACCGCCAAUGUCGAAGAAACGCAAAACUCCAGACGACGGUGGUGGUGGCGGUGGGGAGCUUGCGGGCACUGAGGUUUCCCUUCAACAAGGUCUGACGGAUGAGAAAGUGAAGGCGUAUCUCUCCCUCCACCCGCAGAUGCUGGAUGAGUUUGUGCUGGAAAGCGUGAGUGCGGAGACGGUAGACAGAUGGCUGAAACGGAAGAACAGCAGUCAGCCUGCAGAUGACUCCUCAGCUAAAGAAGUUAGCAGGCAGUACCAGGACACGAAUAUGCAGAGCGUCGUAUAUGAGCUCAACAGCUACAUGGAGCAGCGGCUGGACACUGGAGGAGACAACAAACUACUGCUCUAUGAGUUGUGCAACAUCAUCAAAACAGCCACAAAAGCUGAUGGAUUUGCACUUUACUUCCUUGGAGAAUGUAACAAUAGUUUAUGUUUGUUCACUCCGACGGGGGCAAAAGAGGGGCUUCCUGGGCUCAUCCCCUCUGGUCCCAUCACGUUUGGGACCACCAUCGCCGCUCACGUUGCAAAGACACGCAAGACACUACUAGUAGAGGACAUCAUGGGGGACGAGAGAUUCCCUCAUGGCACAGGGCAGGACUCAGGGAUCCGUGUACAUUCUGUUUUGUGUCUACCCAUCCUCACCGCCAUCGGAGACCUCAUCGCUAUCCUGGAGCUGCACCGCCACUUGGGCAGAGAGCCCUUCAACCUCAGCCACCAGGAGGUUGCAACAGCAAAUUUGGCCUGGGCAUCUGUAGCCAUACAUCAAGUUCAGGUCUGCAGAGGUCUCGCUAAACAGACGGAACUCAAUGACUUUCUCCUAGAUGUGUCAAAAACAUACUUUGACAACAUAGUGGCAAUAGAUUCUCUACUUGAACAUAUCAUGAUAUAUGCAAAAAACCUGGUUAAUGCCGACAGAUGUGCGCUUUUCCAGGUGGAUCACAAUAACAAAGAGCUGUACUCUGACUUGUUUGAUAUUGGGGAGGAGAAUGAAGGGAAACCUGUCUUUAGGAAAACCAAAGAAAUUAGGUUUUCUAUAGAGAAAGGAAUAGCAGGUCAGGUGGCACGAACGGGAGAAGUUUUGAAUAUUCCGGAUGCCUAUGCAGACCCCCGUUUCAACAGAGAAGUAGAUCUCUAUACUGGCUACACGACGCGGAAUAUCCUGUGCAUGCCCAUAGUCAGCCGCGGGACUGUGAUCGGUGUUGUACAAAUGGUGAACAAGCUGGGAGGAAGUGCCUUCACUAAAACUGAUGAGAACAACUUUAAGAUGUUCGCCGUCUUCUGUGCUUUGGCCUUACACUGUGCAAAUAUGUAUCACCGGAUAAGACAUUCAGAGUGCAUUUACCGGGUGACAAUGGAGAAGCUUUCGUACCACAGCAUCUGCACCUCAGAGGAGUGGAAGACCCUCACACAACUCUCCCUCCCUACAGCCAUAUAUAAAGAGAUCGAACUGUUUCAUUUUGACAUUGCCCCUUUUGAGGAAAUGUGGCCUGCAAUAUUUGUUUACAUGGUUCACAAUUCUUGUGGGAAAAACAGCUUUGAGCAGGAGAAACUGUGUCGCUUCACUAUGUCAGUGCGGAAAAAUUACAGACGAGUUCCAUACCACAACUGGAAACACGCUGUGACGGUGGCACACUGCAUGUACGCCAUUCUGCAAAAAACAACUGGGAUAUUCACAGAGCUUGAGAGGAAAGGGUUGCUGAUUGCCUGCUUGUGUCAUGACCUGGACCACCGCGGGUACAGUAACAGUUAUCUCCAGAAGUUUGACCAUCCGCUGGCUGCCCUGUAUUCCACAUCCACAAUGGAACAGCAUCAUUUUUCACAGACGGUGUCCAUCCUGCAGCUGGAAGGGCACAAUAUUUUCUCCAACCUGACUUCCAGUGAGUAUGAGCAGGUGCUGGAGAUCAUCAGGAAAGCCAUCAUUGCUACAGACCUUGCUCUGUACUUCGGCAACCGCAAGCAACUGGCUGAACUGCUGGCCACAGGGGCGCUGGACCUAAACAACCGUGCUCACAGGGACCGUGUGAUUGGUCUGAUGAUGACUGCCUGUGAUCUCUGCUCUGUUACCAAACUAUGGCCCAUCACACGACUCACAGCCAAUGACAUCUAUGCUGAGUUCUGGGCUGAGGGGGAUGAAAUGAAGAAGAUUGGAAUGCAGCCCAUCCCCAUGAUGGACAGGGAUAAAAAGCAUGAGGUUCCCCAGGGACAGGUGGGAUUUUACAAUGCAGUGGCAAUUCCCUGUUACACCACCCUGUCAGAGCUGUUUCCUCCCUCCAGCCCUCUGCUUACAGCUUGCAGGGAAAACCUGGCCCAAUGGGAACGGAUUGUUCGAGGAGAAGACAUCUCUACGUGGGCUUCCACUGAGGAGGCCGAACUGAGCGAGACAUCAGACAGUGGACCAGUGAAAGUGGACAACUGAAUCUGUGGCACCUAUCCCACAACACCACCUACACCCUGUCAGAGACGCUGGACUUCCUGUGGACAGUCCCACAUCCUGCAGAGACAGGAGGAAGUGCAGAGGGCAGGCGGGGACAGAUACAUUCAGAAAAAUAAACAAAACAUAAUGUUACCUCAGUGGGUGACGGAGGCGUACACUCUAAUGACAUCAGGGCUCCCUUGUUUGAUGGCUGGGACUCAAGUCCACUCUGUGUGGGAUCACUUCAGCAGAAUGGCCGUCAUUAUUGACAGUACUUUUCCUUAGGAGGUUGCUUCUGCAUCUUUUCUUUUAGGUGAUUAUUUUUCUUUUUUUCAGUUUCUUUUGUGGUCUUACAUUUGAAGAGGCCUUAAAUACGAACCCGAGUUACGAUCUAGUUGGGUGACUCGUAACUAGAAGAUGGUUCGUCUAGUUUAAAAUGGUACUUUUUAUCCUGCUGUGGUCAAAAACGUACGCAAAGCUACUUGAGUGGAUUUAUUUCUUAAGAUAGACAGAAGGAAUGUUCAGUCAAAUCUAAUGCAUGAGGCACGAUGAACCCAUCGCUGUGGUGGUCUGAUGGAUGUUUUAUAUAAUAUUUUGAGCAAAAAUGUUUUGCAGUACUUGAAGAAAUACAGCCUAUUUUGAGUGGAGUUGAAAACAAAAAUCCCCUGCAGCGUGUCCUUCCAAAGCAAAGAGCUUUUGUGACGGCAUAAGUCUCACUCUCAACCUUACUGGAGUCACACACUAGUCACAGUAUUCCUCCUGAAAUCUGCAGCAUCUUCCAACCUGAUAUGAAGUUCAGCUUUAACCUGUUGAAACUCAUAUUAUUAUUGACAUUAAAAGGGUCAAAUAUUCCUGUUUGCAGUGUACCUUGAAAACAUACUGUAACUUUCAAAACUCGACAUCUUCUUCAUUGAAACUAAGCUUCAAAAAUGCCAUGUACAACUUUCUGAUGUCAGACUGCCUGCAUUUACGUCAACUACGGCACACCUAUUGGGUGUUCAGAAACAGAGGUCUUAAAAAUGCCAACAAAAACAACCCUUUUUAAUUAUAUGAAUUGGAUAGGGUGGAUAAAUGGUCAUGAAAUACUAAAUUAUGACUUUGCCAACAUUAUAAGUCAACCUCAGGGGGAAAAAAUGUAAAAACAAAAUAGAAAUAUAUGUAUGGAAGCCUGUUUCUGGCAUGGAAUAAUAAGACAAUUGUGAGUAUAUCCCCCAUUUCUGACUUCUGUGAGAAUUGUGAGAUAUAAACUCCCAUUCUGAGG
Messenger RNA from Megalobrama amblycephala (Wuchang bream), 4443 nucleotides. RefSeq names its product phosphodiesterase 10A (gene pde10a). The record is from RefSeq and is a predicted model, not a curated record. Gene Ontology annotation, molecular function: protein binding; 3',5'-cGMP-stimulated cyclic-nucleotide phosphodiesterase activity. NCBI's taxonomy places the organism in Eukaryota, Metazoa, Chordata, Actinopteri, Cypriniformes, Xenocyprididae. Gene Ontology annotation, biological process: signal transduction; negative regulation of receptor guanylyl cyclase signaling pathway. The transcript is spliced from 22 exons. The coding region runs from base 624 to 3185 and encodes 853 amino acids.